Molecule: messenger RNA, 929 nt
Organism: Patiria miniata (bat star)
Lineage: Eukaryota; Metazoa; Echinodermata; Asteroidea; Valvatida; Asterinidae
Exons: 3
Coding region: 99-338 (79 amino acids)
Source: RefSeq, a predicted model, not a curated record
AUAAGAAACGUCCAGAUUUAAAUGCCCCACACAUUAUACCAUCUCAUCCCGCCAACAACUCGCCUCUUCGCUAAAGCCUAACGAAAAAAACAUCCGAAAUGGCUGCCAAGAUGUUCUUCGUGAUUCUUGCUUUGGCCGUGCUGACCGCCUUCGUCAUGGCCAGCGAAGAAGAUGAAGACUUUGCUGAUCAUGAAGCUUUGUACGAGAUGGUGAAGAGAGGAAGAAAGGGCAGGAAGGGUGCCAGGGGCAAUCCUUUCUUCAACUGUGAAGACGAGUUCGGUAACCCCGGUUGCGUCUGCGACAGAAGGAAGGGUGGAGUCGCCGUCACCUGCGGCUAAGUACAUGCACUACCCCGGCCCGGAUCUGCUCACAUCUGGCCUAGUCAGAUACCACCGCAGGAUGUUCCGAAGCUACCGUAAACUCGGUCGAAUGUAUUUUUAAGACCAAAGAUUUUGUUUAACCUUACAACAAGGCAACUAGCCUAUGUCCUAUUAUUGUAUUUAAAAAAAAAGGAUAAAUUAUCAUGAAUACUCAUGUCGUAAACAAGAUGAAAUUGUACUGAGUGUCAUUUGGCAAGUUCUAAAUAACUUCAGUUUGCCGUAAUAGAGUUUUGUUCAUUUUUCAAGACAAUUAUUACCAAUUUGUAAAGUCCCAGGUAUACACCAAAGAAGAGGGGGGUUUUGUGUGCAAGUUAUAACGGCUGUAUGAGCAUUUGCAAUGAGCAGUUGCAACCUAUUUCAUGAUAGGCCUUACAUCGUGAGCUGUCGUACGCCUGUGAAAUUUUAUACUGUCCCUCGACUUUCCGUCUUUAUCGGAUGUUCUCCUUUAGCAAACAUAUCAUGAAUGUACCAAAGCUUAAAUCGAUUUGACAUAAGUCAUUUAUCUUGAAAUAAAGCCGUUUAUUAGUGUCGGCAGCAAUAUAAAGCGAA